AUGACCGUGCAACGCCCGUCGUGGCCGCCGCUGUACUUCCCGCACUUCCACGGCACCGAGCCCUUGCCGCGGCCGGCCGGCGGAGCCUGGGCCCCGCUGGCCGCGCUGUGCUGGCCCUGGCAGCCGCUGCCGGCCGCGGCCCGACCGCCCCGCUACGACGCGCUGCCCGCUCCAGCGGCGCCGGAGCCGCCGCGCCUGGGCCGCCCCCCGGGAGCGCCGCGGCCCCCGGAGCUGGCCCGGCUGCGGCUGCAGGAGGAGAUGUGCGAGCUGGGCAUCCGCCUUAAGGAGCUGGAGCUGGCGGCGCUAAUCGGCGACGGCUUCGACGCCAGGCAGUAUAAAAUUCUGAAGGCACUGGAAGAAAAGAAAAUACAAAGCAUGAAAGCAAUGCAGAACCUGAAGUAA
Messenger RNA from Cinclus cinclus, 402 nucleotides. It is a transcript of the gene C6H11orf91, whose product is annotated as chromosome 6 C11orf91 homolog. Lineage: Eukaryota; Metazoa; Chordata; Aves; Passeriformes; Cinclidae. The transcript is spliced from 2 exons. The record is from RefSeq and is a predicted model, not a curated record. The coding region runs from base 1 to 402 and encodes 133 amino acids.